This is a messenger RNA of Dromaius novaehollandiae (emu), 1073 nucleotides long. It is a transcript of the gene AP1S1, whose product is annotated as adaptor related protein complex 1 subunit sigma 1. Lineage: Eukaryota; Metazoa; Chordata; Aves; Casuariiformes; Dromaiidae. Gene Ontology annotation, cellular component: membrane coat; AP-1 adaptor complex; intracellular membrane-bounded organelle. Gene Ontology annotation, molecular function: clathrin-cargo adaptor activity. Bases 47 to 652 code for a protein of 201 amino acids. The record is from RefSeq and is a predicted model, not a curated record. The transcript has 5 exons. Gene Ontology annotation, biological process: intracellular protein transport; vesicle-mediated transport.
GCGGCCGGCCCCGCCCCUCCCGGAAGCGCCCGCGCGUCGGCGGCGCAUGCGCAGCGCGGCCGGGCCCGGCUCGGCACCUGCCCAGGGCGAGGCGGCGAGCGGCGGGGGGGGAGGCCGCACCGGACCGGACCGGGAACCGGCACCGGAACCGGAAACGGAACCGGCACCGGCACCGGCCCGGGCAGCGGCGCCGGCGCCAUGCCGCCAGGGCAAGCUGCGCCUGCAGAAGUGGUACCGGGCCACCGCCGACCGCGACAAGAAGAAGCUGGUGCGGGAGCUCAUGCAGCUGGUGCUGGCGCGCAAGCCCAAGAUGUGCAGCUUCCUCGAGUGGCGCGACCUCAAGGUCGUCUACAAGAGGUACGCCAGCCUCUACUUCUGCUGCGCCAUUGAGGGGCAGGACAACGAGCUCAUCACGCUGGAGCUCAUCCACCGCUACGUGGAGCUGCUCGACAAGUACUUCGGCAGCGUGUGCGAGCUCGACAUCAUCUUCAACUUCGAGAAGGCCUACUUCAUCCUGGACGAGUUCGUCAUGGGCGGCGAGGUGCAGGACACCUCCAAGAAGAGCGUGCUCAAGGCCAUCGAGCAGGCCGACCUGCUGCAGGAGGAGGACGAGUCACCCCGCAGUGUGCUGGAGGAGAUGGGGCUGGCGUAGCCCCUUCUUCGGGGGGGGCACAGAGGGGCCCCCCCUGCCAUCACCCCGGGGGGGGGGGCAUCUGCCCCCCCCCGCCACCCGCACGGGGGCCACACGGGACCAACUGCAGCCUGGAGCCGACGGGGGGGGGGGACGGACCCCCCCCAGACUGUAAAUAUAUAUAUACACACACGGGGGGGGGGCCUGUUGUCCCCUCUCUCGUGGGGGGGGCACAGCAGCAGCAAAGGGGUGUCCCCUUGCAGGGGACAGGGCUGGGGGGGCGUCACCGUGUCCCCCGUUUUGGGGUCGCCCCAGCGCCCCCCCCCAGCCGCACUCAGCCCCCGGGGGGGGCAGGGGGCCCCCUGUUUUGGGGGUGCCCCCCUGUGCCCCCCCCGGCCGCGGGACCCCCCCCCGGGUUUGGAAUAAAGCGUGCGGAGACUCA